CUAUGUAAGCCCCCAGCCCUGGUCCUGCCACUCAGUCUGGGAACAUGUUGUGUGGUGGUCUUCUGGUGCUGGGGGCCCUUGUGGCCCUGUGUGGGGCUGAGGAGGGCCUGCAUUUCCCCACAUAUGAUGGCAAAGACCGGGUACUGGAGCUGAGUGACAAGAACUACAGGCAGCUCAUGAAACGCUAUGAUGUGUUCUGUGUGCUGCUGAGGCAGAGUGCGGAACCAGGAGACCGCACCGCGCAACGGCAGAGCCACCUGACUGAGAUGGUGCUGGAGCUGACAGCUCAGGUUCUGGAGAAGAAGCAUGUGGGUAUUGGCCUACUGGACCCGAAGAAAAGCUCAAAGAUCGCCAAAAAGUUAGGAUGUAACGAGGAGGGAAGUCUAUACGUCUUUAAGGACGACAAUGUGAUAGAAUUUGAUGGGGAGCUGGCUGCUGAUAUCUUGGUGGAUUUCCUACUAGAUCUGAUAGAGGACCCUGUGGAGAUCAUCAACAGUCACCAGGAGCUGAAGGCGCUGGACAGGAUGGAGGAAGAGACCAGGGUCUUUGGAUACUUUAAGAGCAAGGACUCAGAGUAUUAUAAAGAGUUUGAAGAGGCAGCUGAACAUUUCCACCCCUACAUUAAAUUCUUUGCAACCUUUGAAAAAUUGGUAGCCAAGACUCUGACCCUGAAACUUAAUGAAGUUGACUUUUAUGAGCCAUUUAUGGAUGAACCCAUCACCGUCCCAGACAAGCCAUACAGUGAGGAUGAGCUGGUGGAGUUUAUUAACAAGCACAAGAGAGCAACUCUGCGCAAACUGCGUCCUCAAGAUAUGUUUGAAACCUGGGAGGAUGAUCUAGAUGGGAUCCACAUCGUGGCCUUCGCAGAGGAAGAGGAUCCAGAUGGUUUUGAGUUACUGCAGAUUCUGAAAGAGGUUGCAAGAGCGAAUACAGACAACCCUGAACUGAGUAUUGUCUGGAUUGACCCUGACAACUUUCCCCUGCUUGUUACGUAUUGGGAGAGAACAUUUCACAUUGACCUCUUCAGACCUCAGAUUGGGGUUGUCAAUGUAACAGAUGCCGACAGCGUCUGGAUGGAGAUAACGGAUGCCGAGGAUUUACCCUCCCCCGCCGAGCUACAGCAGUGGAUUGAAGAUGUUUUGUCUGGGAAGGUCAACACUGAGGAUGAUGAUGACGACGAUGAUGAUGACGACGAUAAUGAUGACGACGAUGAUGACAAUGAUGACGAUGAUGACAAUGAUGACGAUGAUGACGACGACGAUGAUGAUGAUAAUGAUGACGAUGAUUAAGAGUCUGGAAACAAAUACUUGAGCCGCAGUUGGACCGCACCGUAAAUAAUGUUACCAUAUUUCGGGAGCAUCGUUAGAUAAGAACUCUUAAAUUAUCAAAUUAAUCUGGGACUCACCAUGUUCUCGAUUGUUACACAAACCUCCAAUAAAAAUCUUAUUCUCACUAAAA
Molecule: messenger RNA, 1458 nt
Organism: Bombina bombina (fire-bellied toad)
Lineage: Eukaryota; Metazoa; Chordata; Amphibia; Anura; Bombinatoridae
Product: calsequestrin-2-like
Exons: 11
Coding region: 45-1289 (414 amino acids)
Biological process (GO): regulation of cardiac muscle contraction by regulation of the release of sequestered calcium ion
Cellular component (GO): sarcoplasmic reticulum lumen
Molecular function (GO): calcium ion binding
Source: RefSeq, a predicted model, not a curated record